This is a messenger RNA of Auanema sp. JU1783, 3078 nucleotides long. NCBI's taxonomy places the organism in Eukaryota, Metazoa, Nematoda, Chromadorea, Rhabditida, Rhabditidae. The record is from the annotation of a GenBank genome assembly.
AUGGAUGAUUCGCUCACGGAAGGAGGUGCUUGCGAUAUAUUUUUACUUGACUUCAUCGAUGAAUGUCAAUCGGUAAUUGCGGAGACAUUAAGACUCUCUGACUUUUUACCACAUGAUCUACUGGAACCAGGAAAAUCGAAAUUCAAGCCUAUUCUGCUUGAUUUCAUGUACUUCUCUCGAAUAGAAUAUUACGAGAAAGAAUUAACCAAACAUGAGGCAUUACAAACUGAAUUUUACACAAAACACUCCGAUGUCCUUUCUCGGUUUGAAAUGCUUUUCCAAGCUGUAGGAAACUUGCUAUCAGGAUUCAUAGAAUAUUCUAAGCAAGUGAUAUCAGAACAUCAAAAAACAUCAUUAGAUUUCACAAGAGAAUUGGAAGUUGAAGCAUUGGCUAAGGUGGGAAUGCUUGUGUACUAUUUCAAUCGUUUAUUAGAUGGAUCCACGAGAGAAAGACUAUAUGUGGCCAUUUAUAGAAAUAGUGAUGAGAGAAGAAACAUUGACUUCAUCGUUGAUUUUCUCCGCCAAGAAAUUAGUGCUUUUGAGAAUUUGGUUCUGGGGGAGUACAUGUACAAUCGAGUUCGAAUCGACCCCACGUUUGUGAAUAACUGCUUGUACUUUUUCGAAGCUGUUGUCCGACGAAAAAAAGAAAACGAUUUAAAACGUUUGCGGAACAUUCUUCAACCUAGUCUCUUCUGUUGUCUACUUUUCUCGCACAAACUUCGCUAUAAUGAUCAUGCCCGUAUGAAAUUCUAUGUUGAAAAUUAUUUCAAAGAAAAUUGGGUUUUUCCAUUAGGAGUGGGCAUCAAUGUCUCCAUCGGAGAGGAAUGGUUUGAUUGUACUGCCGCAAGUAAUGCACUUUACCGACAUUUCACAAAUGAGAAGAUAAAGGAGCUUUGCAAAGAACAUUUCGCUGUUAUAAGUGAUCUCUCUGUUUUCACGAAAGAUAUAAAGCCGGAGAAGUUCGAAGCAUACAUAGAAUGUAUUCAAAGAUAUAACAUAUCAUAUCAGUGGAUGGUUUUGCAUUCAGAUAAGUCUAUUGAGAGAUUAGGACGAGAUUAUACAGAACAAAUUUCAAUGGCGACUAAAUUUCAAGAGAAGGCUUUGGAUGUUGUUCUAAGAUUAGCUUGUUUCGAAACAGAAGUAGGGAAGAUUUAUUCACAAUACAUUCGUCAGAAACAACAAAACUUAGGAACUAUACGUGAAGAGCUGUGCCGGAUUAUCAAUGAAAUUGCGGAGCUCUUCAACUCUGGAAUUCAAGUAAUCAAAGUAGAAAAGCGAGAGAAGUUACAUCAUUGGCUACUGCUUAUCAAAGAUACUCUAAGCAAUUUGAAUUUGGACGAUUCUGAAAACAGUCUCCUAGUUCAACAAAUAAGACGGCGUUUCAUACAAGUCGGAGAAAUGCUGGAUUUGGGGGAGAACCUUGCGAUGGCUCAUUUUAUUGAAAAAGUUAAAAAGAAUUUGGAAGCUUUAUCGGUUGGGUUAGCGACGACAGAAGACGGAGAAAAGCGUUUGUCAAAAGCGGCUGAUGCUCCUUACAUAUGGUCUCUCAUAGACAAAUGGUUGAGUAAAAUCCAAGAUAAGAUACUGAAAUCAACUCGAUCUGAAUUGGUUCAAGUUUUAUUCCUGAAACUGGCUUUAUCUAUAGAUAGUGUCACAAAAACACUUCAUGGUGAAUACCGAAAAGAUUUGAUUGGAAGAGCAUACUCGUGCUAUUUGGAAAGAAGACUGAGAAACGUUCUGCAAUCUAUUCCUCAUCAUCUGUUUGAAGUUCUGCAUGAGAACGUUGUUCCGCAUGUUCAACAAGAAUGGGCUCCAUCAAUAGAAAAAGAAACAGUUCGAGAUUUGGCGGAUUUCAAUGAGAACUUCUCGUUAUCUGAAGUAACUUAUAACAUAUCUAAUAUGAGCAUAGGAAUCUCAAAGCUAUCAAUAAGGAAGCUUGGGAAAAUUGAUAUAAACCCUAAGGAACUUCUCGAAGAAGGUAUACGCAGAGAACUUAGAGUUGAAAUACCUAAACUGGUUCUGGUCAGUGAGAAAGAGCAGAAAGACAAGAACUCGAACUUGGAAAUUAUCGUUUCGAACUUGACAGCUACUAUAAGAAAUUUCAAACGAGCUUUCAUUUACAUGUGCGAUCAUGUUGGCAUGAAUGGGUAUGAGUUGUGGCGUGAAGAGCUUGCCUCAUUCAUGGAGUCUUUUGAUUUGGCAUCAACAACACCAACUCAAAAAAAAGGUCCAAUAUCGGCAUUCACUUUGAUAUACAACCAUUUGAUGAAGAGUUCGGAUCCUGGGCAAACUGUAUACUCUGAAAACGAUAUGGUUUGGAGAGAUCGAAAAGGCGUUGAUUGUUUAUCGGUUAAGUAUACGAACAUGAUUGAAGAUUGGAUUCCAAUACAUGCAACCCAACUCUUCGUUCAGCGAAUGAGUAAGGAAUCCGAGGAUUUGUUGAGCUGUUUUGCGAAGAAAGCAAGGCUGAUCGCAUCAACCGUCGGCGGGUUCCAACCCCAUACUCCAAUCAUCGAAUCGAAGAAUUUCGAGAAUAUUGUUAAGCUUUUGGUAUCAGAAAGUAGCUUAGUUCAUGAAAUUUCGAAGAUUGGACAGUUCACACUUCUGCAAUCGAUCCUUCUUCAGUCGAAAAAAGAGCACGGGAGACUUCGUGCCACUCAGUUAUUUAGAGCUUUGGAAGCUUCAAAUCGUCAUUUAUUGGCAAAUGUCUCUGACUUACCAGCGGAAGUGAAGAAUGUGUCUUCAUUAUCGAAAGUGAUAGGCAUGACUUGUCCGAAGUUGUUGCUGUACGCUUCGCCCUCAUUCCCUCCACGUAUGGGUAUAUUCAUAUUAAGUAUACUACUCGCUCACAGCAACCGUAUUAACAAUGGAAGGAAGGAUUCGUUGUGUGAAGCUUCUUUCUCAAUGGGCUGUUAUGUUAUAUUACAUCACACAGACGAGAUUGACACUUUUAAUAAUACCGCAUCAGAUUUGGCUACUUACAUGACGACGAGUAAAAGGAUUCCAUUCAAAUUAAACAUUACCAAAGAAAAGUUGGAAAGUUUUAUCAGUUAUAUUUAUUUAUCAUCUCAAAAUUGA